AUGGUAAAGGUUGAGUUUAUCAAAAUCCCAAUUCAAUCUGAAAUCCAAAUUUGUAUUAGUUCUAUUGUCAAAAUUCUCGAUUCAUCUUUUCAAUUUAUCAAUCAAAUAUUGUGCAGAGAUGGAGAGAUUUCACUCAAUGAUUUAGAGAGAAUCAAAGAACACUGGUUGAUCAUUCAAACAUCAUCUUCAUUCACACUACUCAGUAAAUUGUUGGAAAUCAAAAUUGAAGAAGUUUAUUAUUCUCCAAUUAUUGAUUUAAUUGCCAAAUAUACAAAUGACAUCCUUAAUAAUCUAACUGAUCCAAAUAUUUUGGUGUUUUCACUCCAAAAGGUUUCCCAACUCCAAAAUUUAGAUUCAAAUAUCAAUGAUCAAACUUCUAAUUCCUAUCGAUUAGCACUUCGAACAAUUAAUCAUAGAGUUACAUCAAUGAAGGAAAAUAUUAUUUUAUCACUCAAUACAAAUUGUGAUCAAUAUGUUCUUCAAAAAGUAUUCAAACAGCUUUGUGAAAUCAAACUACUUUAUCCUUUGGAUUCAUAUUUUUCAGAACCUAUCUGUAAGAAUAGUUAUCUCCAAACGAUUGAAGAAAUUCGUAUUUUCAUUAAAAAUGUUGAAGAUUUAAUUGUAGAUUCAAUCACUCAUAAUGAAUAUAAAUUUUCAAAUUCAUUCUCACAAUCAAUUCAUUUUCUAACCAGAUACUUUAUAUUUGGUGAGAAUGCAUCCGAAGAAGAACAACAACUAAUUAUAUGUAUUCAAAAUACUAAGGAUCAUAUUAAGGAUUUAGUUUCAAAUAUUGUUAUCUUCAAUCUGGAUAAUAUCACAAAUGGACAUUGGUCAACACUUUCCAAACAACUUCAAACUCUUGAAAUAUUCAAAUAUAAUCAGAUUUGUUCCACUUCUUCUACAAUUAAGACCAUAGAAUCAAAGAUUGUAGAACAUUCUACAACUAUUUGGGAACAAACAUCAAAGUAUUUAUCAUUGAAUGAUUAUAAAUCAGCUUAUGAUGGUCUAAAUCAACUUCAACGAGCACAGAAAUUUGAUAAUAUCAAAUCAAUAAUCAGUGAAGAUAGAUAUUCUGAAAUAGAAGAAACACUUCGUCGUUCUGUUACCAAUUUUCUUUCAAAGAUGAGAUCGUUCAUUGACAAUGAGAAAUUUAAUGAAUUCAGAACUCUUCAACCACAACUCAACUGUUUGGUCGAUCUUGAGAAUCCUUCAAUCAACACUUUUGUUAUUGAUAUUAAUACCCAAUUUAGAGAGUCUCAGAAUGAUAUGCUAAGAUCGUUGGAUGGUAAGAUUAAUUCAAGAGAUUUCUCAGGUCUCAAAGACAGUUAUCAAAAUCUUCCAGAAGACUCGAAAGUUCGACUUCUCAGUCAUAUUAUAGAAGUUAUUAGACAGGACGAACAAAAGAUAAUGGGAAUAAUAGGUCAAAUCGAACAAAUGAAGUUGAAUGAUGAAUUUUCAAAAUCAUUAUCAACAUUCCAUCGGGCAUCAAUUUUUUCAUCAAUUCUCCCACAAGAAUUUAAUUUUGAGAGAAGAUUGAAAGCUAUAGAAGUUUCGAUCAUCAAACAGAUUAAACUUGUUGUUGUCACCCUCAAAACCUCAGUAACAAAUCAUGAUUUCAAUUCAAUCCAUCAAUACUCCAACUAUAUCAGAACUCUAUGUCAACAAUUAAGAUAUUGUUUAUCUAAUGGAGAUCAAAUCACUGAAAUAUUGCAACAAGUGGAAUCAAUUGUCACCGAAUCACUUGUCAAUAUUAAUGAAAAGAUGUUUGAAGAUCUAAAGAGAUUUUCAGUAACUACUAUCAUUGAUAGUUUAAAGAAAGUUAAAAACAACACUUUAUUUGAUCUUAAACUUUUACAAAUUGAGAACUUUUUCUCCUCUCAUAUUGUAAAGAAAUCAGAAUCCAUUAAAAAGAUGAUAAAGAAUGGUCUUAUCUUGGAAGCCAAAGCUGAAGUAAAAAAUAUUGAAAUUGAAAUUCAAUCAAUUUCGAAAUUUAUAUCAACCACUGAAGCAUUUUCAAAACUUGAAGAAUUGAAGAGUUUUCUUUCAGAAUCAGAAAUAUUAAGAUUAAAGAAUAUUACUACGAUAAUCAAAUCUGGAAAUUUCGAAACUAUUGUUGAAACAGAUUUGGAUACUCAAACUGUAGAGAAACUUAAAGAAGAGACUCUUAAUCGAAAAUCUUCAAUUCAAAAAGAUCUUUCUCCACCUCCGAGAUUUGAACAAGUGGCUGUGGAUCUCAAUUGGCUUAUCAAUAUGUGUUCCAACUCUAUCAUUCCAAAGAAAUUAGGAAUUUCUCAUCAAAAUGAUAUUGAUAAAUUUAAGAAAAAAAUCUUAGAAAUUGUUAGAAGUACUGUCAAUAAUAUCGCUGAGAAUCUAAAGUGUGAUAAUAUUCAAAAUAUUAACAUCGAUCACUAUUAUUUAAUCAAAACUCAUUUAUCACAGUUCAUCAAAGAUUUCAAUGUAAUUGAUAAACAAUUGAUUGAAUCAAUGAAAUCAUAUUUCAAAACAUUCUCUGAUAUUAUUUCAAGAAACAUUGAUAAUUGGAAGAAAGAUAUAAUUCCAUUUGAAAAGAAUGCAAUUUCAGAUCUUCAUUCGAAACUCAACACCCUCAGAAACAGUGAUAUUUCCUUUUCUUCAUGUUUAUCUUUGGUAGGAAAAAUUCCAACCUAUUCAGUUUCUAUUCAUGAGUUGAAAUCAGAGAUUCAAGCUCGUAUGCUAUCAUUUUCACCCGAUUUGGAUAGUUCAAAAUAUGAGAAAUCAGCAUCCACCAUUCUUCUAGUUUAUGAAGUUUAUAAUCAAUUAAACACUCAUAAUAUUGUAUCAAGUAAAGAUCAUCCUCUAUUAAUUGGAAUUUUACAUACCCAUAUGGAAAUGUUAAUAAAAGCUGCAAAUGAAUAUUGGAACUGUGAUGAUCUUGGAUCUUUCAAUCAAACUGCAAAAAGAGCCACUGAUUUUCAAAAUCAUUUCAAUCAAAAUAGAUUUCCUCAAGACUAUUCCGAUAGAUCUCCACUUCUCAAAGAUUGUGUUAAUAUAAAUAUUAAACGAGUAUUGGAUCUUUAUAUUAAUAUCAAUGGAUUAGGAAAUAUUCAACAACUUGGGAAGGAACUUGAAAUCUCUGGUCGUCUCGGAAAAGAAAUCAUUUCUGAAUUUAAUCAAUUCGCUUCAUAUUCAAUUUCAAUGUGGAACACAAGAUCAUCAAAUUUAACUUUAGAUUACAUCUUGGAAAACAUGACAGGUGAUGAAAUUUCAAAGGAACUUUUGAAAUCUAGUUAUAAUUCAUUCUUGAUUCAGUAUCAGACAAUUGUGGAAAGAGAAGUACACAAAUAUCAAAAUGCUCCAAAGAACAUUCUAGCAAAAGCCAAUCUUAUUAUUGCCAAAAUUGAUACUAAUAUGGAAUCAGAAGCAUCAAGAGUAAAUGUCAUCAGUUUGUUGGCUCAUAUUUUUGCAAUGUGGACUGUCGUAAAAUCUGGUGAAUCAUAUGUUGCUCUUAAAAAAGAUGCAAAUGUAUUACUUCGUCCUCAUCAUGCUCAAGUAUUGGCAAUUAUGAGACUUCUUGGAAUCGAUAAUAAAGAAUCUUGGUUGAAAAAGAAAUUUGGAAGGACUACCAGAUCACCAUUAGAUAAUCAUCUCAUUGAAAUAUUGACUGGUGAAGGAAAAUCAAUCACACUUGCAGUUCUCAGUAUUCUUCUAUCAAAUUAUACAGCAUUUAAAGAUAUCUUUUCACUUUUUAACGUGACUGACAAGAUUACCUAUUCAACCUUUAGCGAUCUUUGUAACAGUUUGAUCGAAGAAGAAGGUGAUGUUAGAACUCUUACAAAUCAAUUCAUUAACAACAAACUAAAACCAUCUUUUAAAUCAAAGUCAGAAAAACCUACAAGAAUUCUUUUGAUCGAUGAAGUAGAUGUAUUCUUUGGUGAUUCAUUCUAUGGUAAAACAUAUAAUCCAUCAACUUCUAUUCAAUCAUUUUCAAUUAUUCAACUAGUUGAAUACAUUUGGAAGAAUCGUAAGAACAUUACAAUUUCUACCAUCUCUAACCAAAAUGAAUACAAGAAAGUAAUGGCUGAGUUCUCUGGACAUGAAACAAUUCUUUCUCAGAAGAUUUUCUCUAUGGUUAGAGAUGUCAACAGCUACAAUAUUCCAGCUUAUGAAGUUGAUAAAGUAAACCAGAGAAUUGGAUAUCGUGAUCAAGAUGGUAUUUCAUUUACAACAACCUACGGAUCAAAAACAGCAUUUGCAUACAUUGCUGAAUAUGAACUUGGUAAUAUCACAGAAGAGGUUAUGAAGAAUAAAUCUUAG
Heterostelium album PN500 is the source of this 4293-nucleotide messenger RNA. RefSeq lists its product as uncharacterized. The coding region runs from base 1 to 4293 and encodes 1430 amino acids. The transcript is spliced from 4 exons. Lineage: Eukaryota; Evosea; Eumycetozoa; Acytosteliales; Acytosteliaceae. The record is from RefSeq and is a predicted model, not a curated record.